Molecule: messenger RNA, 4648 nt
Organism: Triplophysa dalaica
Lineage: Eukaryota; Metazoa; Chordata; Actinopteri; Cypriniformes; Nemacheilidae
Gene: ctdspl2b
Product: CTD (carboxy-terminal domain, RNA polymerase II, polypeptide A) small phosphatase like 2b
Exons: 13
Coding region: 776-2155 (459 amino acids)
Molecular function (GO): phosphoprotein phosphatase activity
Source: RefSeq, a predicted model, not a curated record
CUGAUGCAGAUUUAAGUCUUCUGUGAAAAAAACUCUGAAUUAUAACGUUGUUUUACAGUCAGGACCGUUUCCAUGGUGACUCGUGAAAUCUAUGCUCCAUUGAAACUGUCUUCGUGUUGUUUCUGUGAGCGCGCAUUAACUCUGGGUAUCUUUCGGGAGUUUGAUUAAACUAACACUUCUUAUGUGUUCUGGAACCGACAGCAAGGUUUGGGUUAAUCAACCGAGAGUUCAGGGUGUAGCUGACGGUAAAUGAACCCUGCUUUCUGGAAUACACCCCGGAACGUCCUUCUUAUCCUUCUACUGCUGUGCUCAUCUUGUAUCCCGCGUGCACUCGUGCGGUUUUUCACUGCUCUGUUGGUAGUAUUGCAUCAAUCUGAUGCUGCUGGAUAAAAAACAUUUGCGACCGUUUGAUCCUUUAAUUGUAAAGCACUCGCACAUGGAAACUCAAAAGAGCAGCCUUCCGGUAUACAAAAUAAACACUGAAACCUCUACCACCGCGAUGCAUAAAUAUUGUUUUUGUAUUCGAAACAGAAAGGGGGUGUGGGACUCGCAGGACGCAUGCUCGCUCCUCUCCGCAUCCGGGUACCUGCCGUUUACUGUGUGGGUACGGAGGCGGGAAAUGGCGUCCAGAGGUGCGGGAAGGACAGAGGUGAACCUCGUCUGAAGAGGCACGCGAACAAGAGCGAGCGUCAGACCACGGCGGUCAUUAAAACAGACCGUUAUCCAAGAACGCGACCCCGGAGCUUCGUCUAUUUUACAUGUGACUUAAAACAAAAUGAGGCUGAGAAUGCGCAAGGCUUCUCAGCGGCCAACCCUCGCUUGCAGGCCCCUCCCGGCCCGGACCAAACGCAAGCACUCUGAGAUGGAGUGUUCAGGUGAAACGAAGGGUCUUCUCUCCAGCAUCAAGAAUUUCAUCCAUGGAAAUUCUAUCAAGGUGAAGCAGGAAAUCCCAGCAAAGAGGAACCGUUUGAGCUGCGAGCUGAUCACUUCCACUCCACAGAGAAAUGACCUGUCAAGGAAAAGCAUCUACACAGCUCGUAGGAGAAGCUCCAUUAAUGGAGCAACAACAAACCAUGAUACGAGUAAGCCUGUCAGGCCUAAUGGGAAGUUGGAGGACUCCGAGGAGGAUGUGAGCAGUCCACCCCGUUCCACCCUGCUUGGAACCAUCUUCUCUCCUGUCUUCAGCUUUUUUUCACCAGCAAAUAAAAAUGGCUCGGAUUCACCAGGCCAGGCAGUGGAGGCUGAAGAGAUUGUGAAGCAGCUUGAAAUGGAGCAAGUAGAAGAGAUGCCCACCAGUACUGCCACAUCUAGAGAGCCCCUAAGUGUUCCUCUCUACAGUAAUGCCAUGCCCUCAGCCAUCAGACACCAAACUUCCAUACACACACCAGAGUGUGAGGACAACCCUCAUCCUGACCUGCCCCCUCUCACAGCUCCAGGCUCUCCUCCAACAGGGGGAUAUGUGGACACUUCAAUCACUGUCCCAGCUGAAGGAUCCUAUGAGGAGGAGUGGGAAGUGUUUGAUCCGUAUUUUUUCAUCAAACAUGUACCUCCACUAACAGAAGAACAACUGACUCGCAAACCUGCACUCCCUCUUAAGACUCGCAGCACUCCUGAGUUCUCUCUGGUUCUUGAUCUGGAUGAAACUCUUGUCCAUUGUAGCUUAAAUGAGCUGGAUGAUGCAGCAUUAACCUUUCCUGUCCUCUUCCAAGAUGUCAUUUACCAGGUUUAUGUGCGACUGAGGCCAUUUUUCAGAGAGUUCCUGGAACGCAUGUCUCAAAUUUAUGAGAUCAUUCUCUUCACCGCCUCAAAGAAAGUUUAUGCCGACAAGUUGCUGAACAUUCUCGAUCCGAAGAAACAGCUGGUGCGGCACCGAUUAUUUCGUGAGCAUUGUGUCUGUGUACAAGGAAACUACAUUAAGGAUCUAAAUAUUCUUGGACGUGAUCUGUCCAAGACUAUUAUUAUUGAUAACUCACCACAAGCCUUCGCUUAUCAGCUCUCCAAUGGAAUUCCUAUUGAAAGCUGGUUCAUGGACAAGAAUGACAAUGAGCUUCUGAAGCUUGUUCCAUUCUUGGAGAAGCUGGUGGAAGUGAAUGAGGAUGUGCGGCCAUAUGUCCGUGAGCGGUUCCGGCUGCAUGACCUCCUUCCCCCUGACUGAGUGCUUAAAGUAAAAUGAAACCAAACAAAUGCAGAUAUAUGCUUUGGAUUUUUGCCUUUACUGUUAAAGUAAUCCUUGUUCCCCACGUUUUAACUAUUAUGAUAACAAAACAAAAGUGUUGAUUCAUUUUUUUUCUCCUCUGUGCAAUCAGAAGGAUUUAAAGUGGUUGUUUGGUAUCUUCAGUUUGAUCAUUCAGUACAAGGUAAUGUGUAGCAGUCAGAAAGAAUCAUGAUUUCUUUUGGUGCCGCCGUUAACCAAUUUUAGCAGGAAUGGCCAGUAAGAAAAGCAUAGCUUUUUGACAGAAGUUUCUGUGUUAACGUAAUUGUUUAUUUUCUGGCAUUUUUAAUAUCUUCAGUAUGCAUUCCUCUCCACCUGUAUUUUUUUGGGGCGGUUGUGUCUGUUCAAAUCAGUGGUUUUUAUCUUCUGUUUUGUUUUUUGAAUGCCAAAAUUUUAAUUUCCCAAAUAACUUUGUAUUAAUUUAGUAACGACCUAUUCUUGAAUGUUGUUUGUUUUCACAGAGCUCAUUCGACUCAGUCUUUUAUAUAAGGCAUUGCUAAAAAGAAUGGGUUAAACCAUAGAUGGACGUUUUUAAAAAAAUGGGUUUGCAGCGAGUAUAUUCUUAAAUUCCUGAAAUGAGAAGUUCCCAUGUAAAGGUUGAAAGUCCAGAAAGUUUCAGUUAUUUCUCCACAUAUGUUUAUUUACCUUAGUCAAAGCUAAUGUAGUCAAUUAGUAGCACCCAUCUGUCCUUUCAAAAACUAGGAAUAUAUCAUCUACUGUUACAUUUUUAUAACGUUAUUAAUUUUGUAUUCAUUUUUUUCCGCUUUUGUUCAUGUUCAGCCUGUGUAAUUUGUUGAUGUUAUGUUCUGGUGUUCUUUGAGAGGUAACGCCAUAAAUCCAUUGUUCUAGUGUUAGUUAUGAUGCACGUGUUUCAUGUUAAAUUUAGGAGCUAAUGUAGCAUGACCCAGAGCUAAUCUGAACUGCAAAGAAGAGGAUAGAGUGCUGAAGCCUGUAAUAGCCCUGUUUAUAGCACCAGCAUAACAACAGCAAGCAUCAUCGCUGUGGUUUAAACCUGACUGCCUGUAGUUCUGUUUUCUUCUAUAAUGGGAUUCUGGGUUUUUUAAGAUAUCAAGCGUUGUGAAAUAUUCUGAUAGAUGAAUGAGUGUAAAUGACUCUGGGGAGGAAUGAGAGUUGAAUAUACUGCAAAGAUUGUAUUCUUCUCUUCAUUCCAAAGGUAUGGUAGUGAUGUUUCAAACUGAGUAAUACAAGAGAUCAAAUUACAUUUGUGCCAUUUAGGGUGUGUUAAACCGGGGCUAGUUGUAUUCCCUGCCAUUUUUCUGGCUUAUGCUCUGUUUUUAUUGUAUUUAUAUUGAAUAUGUUCACUCAUGCCACUGGUGCCAUUAUUACGCUUUGUUAAUGGGUCUGUAAAGGACAAUCACUGAUUACACAGUAUGUCUCGUGCUGAAUGGUUGUGCCCAUUGUUUUUAGUACCUUCUUUUUUUAAUCUGGUGGAAGGUAUUCCUGCUGUAAUUUUGGUACUUCACAAUGUACAGAGGAAAGGAAAGGGUAAAAAGCGUGAUGCUAAGGAUCCUGCUCUACUAACAAAAGGUGUUUUUCUGUUUGACAGAGUCCAUUGGCACCAAGCACAGUAUUUUUCUCAUGCGACAAUAGACUUGGUAAAAUGGUUAUACAUGGCGUACAUUAAGUAUUAUACCCAACUUCUGUUCGUUUUAUAAAUUCUUUCUUCCUGCAAUAUUUUUUUGAGAUAGAAUCCUAAAUCCAGAAUGUUAUCUCAAAUAUUGGGAGGCAGGGGUCGCAACUAUACCCUUUGGUCCAGGCACUUUCUUUAAAGCCAGAGAGUUAUUUUGAAUGAUUGUCAAAGAGUGGAAGUGUAUUAAAUGUUAAAGGUUUGUUUCAUAUGUACAACCAAUUCAUUGUAAUGUGCUUUACUUUUUGUACAAUGCAUAUUGUACUAAAACAUGCAGUUUCAUGAAAAAAAAUGUAAAAGGAAAUCUUUUUGUAUUUUUGAUUCUUUGUAUUUUUAAAGGCAUGUCACAUCUAUUUUUCAAAAUGUAUUCAUUUUUUAAAUGUAUCAGUUUUUGUAUUGUAUCUUUGUAGUUAGCAGAAUCACUGAACAUUCUAAGCAUGUAAAGAAAAAAGCCUGCUAUGUAAGAAAGUUCACAUUUUGAUCAAGGCACUUUUUGCAGAUGAAUGUUUCAGUUUUCUUUUCUUUUAUACUUCUAAAGCCAUAUGGCUUGUGAGUAUCCUUGAGCUGCAUUGGAGAAACACUCUUGGUCUAAAAGUCAUUUACUGAAACAUGAUGUGUUAUUUAAGAUUGCUUAUAUAAUUGAAAAUAAGUAUUUGGUAAAUUGCAUGCUCUUUCAUUUUAUGUCAAAACAUUUUAGAUACUUAAGAAUGGAUUGUUGUAUUUCAUGUCUUUUUCUGAUACUUCGUUUUACCAUCAAAUGGUGUGUAAUAUCAAGGAGAUUUUAUGGA